Messenger RNA from Cydia splendana, 1296 nucleotides. RefSeq names its product dynein light chain Tctex-type 1 (gene Dlc90F). Gene Ontology annotation, biological process: microtubule-based movement. The transcript has 3 exons. Bases 126 to 476 code for a protein of 116 amino acids. Gene Ontology annotation, cellular component: cytoplasm; cytoplasmic dynein complex. Lineage: Eukaryota; Metazoa; Arthropoda; Insecta; Lepidoptera; Tortricidae. The record is from RefSeq and is a predicted model, not a curated record. Gene Ontology annotation, molecular function: dynein intermediate chain binding.
UCGUAUUCGUCGUGUAUCACAGAAAAAUCAUGUCAGUGUGAGAGAAUUCAUAGCGUUGUAAUUUUCGUUGUUUUUGUAACAAAAUAAAAGUUGGAGAUAAUUUGAAACAACAGUUUUUGGUAAUCAUGGAAGUUAAAGAAUGCAGUGAUUUAACUGAAGAAAAUCAAUUCAUCGUAGACGAUGUGAGCAAAAUCAUCAAAGAAGCAAUCGAGAGUUCUAUUGGAGGGACUGCCUAUCAGCACAACAAAGUCAAUCAAUGGACGUCGGCGGUAGUUGAAUCGUGUUUGGGUCAACUGACGAAGCUACAAAAACCUUAUAAAUAUAUAGUGACUUGCACAAUAAUGCAGAAGAAUGGUGCGGGUUUGCACACAGCUUCCUCAUGCUUCUGGGACAACAACACGGAUGGAUCCUGCACCGUGCGCUGGGAGAACAAGACAAUGUAUUGCAUUGUCUCUGUCUUUGGACUCGGCAUCUAAUUCUUUCCAUUUUCAAAUUUAAAGUCACACAAACCUAGCCGGCGCUAUACAAUUGAAGUUACACUGUUAUUUGAAAACAACAAUCAGAAAUAACUUGCAAUUUGACAUGAACAUUCAAGUAACAAAUAGGUAUCUAUCUAUGUCUGGUACUAGUUUUUGUUGCUAGAAAUUGUAAUACAAAGACAUUAGAAUGAGUAGAAAUUUUACAUACAAAAUCUUUACUCACUCUAUUUUCUUUGUAUAAUAAUUUUUAGCAAUGAAAACUAGUCAAACUAAAACACAGACAAGACAACUAAAACUAGUAUUUAACACAAUACAUACAUAUUAGUACCAGACAUAGAUAUGUGUUAUGUAAGUGUUCAUGCCAAGUUUCAUGUAAUUUAAGGAUGUUUUUAAACGAGAGUGUAACUUCCAUUGUUUGGAGUGAUUUUUAGCGGCGGGUUUGUGUGCCUCUUAAUAGUUAAUGUAGGCCUAGCAAGUCCAUACUUACAAUUAUCAUUAAUUAUGCUUCAAAAAUCUCUACUAAUGUACUCUGUAGAUUAUCAACUUGCUUAGGUAUGGAAGAUGUUUAAAAUUAUUUUAAGUUGUGGUAAAAUUAACAGAAGUAAAGCUUUUUGUUUAGAUCAUACUUUGUAACAAAGUAUUUCCUGUAAAUUAUUAACCAAUGUAGCAUCUGUAAAAGUGUUGCUAUUCCAAUAAAUAAUUGCACUAUAAACAUUUAUUGUGAAUCAUAGAAUUUUUGUCUUUAGUAAAUAUUAAAACAUAAUUUCUAGGUAACUAGGACAUAUUUUCGUACACAAUAAAUACAUUAAAAUCAUUG